AUUACACGUGCGUCCUUUAUCAACGGUUGUGGACAGAGGACUUGUUGGCCCGCGGGUGCCGGGUAAGUAAAGUACAUGCACGGAAUUUCUAUAGUAAAUCAUAAUUGUUUCAAAAGUAUUUUCUAUGAAUGGAUUAUGAUUUAUGAUAUACAUAAAUCCACACUGUCACAACUGCUGAUGAAAUGAAUUCAUCGUUAGUCGACGAUGAUUUGGAUCUGAACGUUUUUGACCCAUAUACACAAGCCGCGUUGAUCAAAGGAGGUUUUCUAUUAUCCACAAAUAUUUUAAAGUAUACUGAGGCAGAAUUUAGAAAAAAAGUUAAUUUGACCGUAGAAGCCACUCGUCGUGUGUAUAUUGCAGCAGCUAACAUAUGUGCAUCAAAUGUCAAAUGUCAUCAAGAGCUAAAUAAUCAAGUUCUUACUACAGGCUGUAUACAGAUUGAUAAACUUUUAGGGGGAGGAUUAUUUAAAUGUGGCAUCACAGAGAUAUCUGGGGAAAGUGGUUGUGGAAAAACACAAUUUUGUUUACAGAUUGCACUUACUGUUCAAUUACCAUUACCACUCAAAGGAGCAAAGUCUGGAGCUGCAUACAUUUGUACUGAAGACCGAUUUCCUUCUAGUCGAAUACAACAGAUGAUUUCUAAUAUUCGUUUUAAGUAUAAAUGUGAUAGUAAAAUUAAUAUGAAUGAAUUAUGUCAAAUAGAUUAUGGAGACAAUAUUCUAAUUAGUCACGUAGCCACUGUGGAAGAUUUAAAAAAAUGUAUCCAUGAAAUGCUUCCAAAAGCAUUGUUACAUAGACCUAUAAAACUCAUUAUUAUUGAUAGUAUAACAGCUGUGUUUCGUGGAGAAUAUACAUUAAGUGAGUUACCUCGUAGAUCUAGAGAUCUCAGAGAUAUAGCAUUUUUUCUACAUAAGCUAUCUGUUGAACAUGGGCUAUGGAUCAUAUGUGUUAAUCAAGUAACAUCAUCAAUGUCAGAUAACAGUGGAAAGAAAUUAGUUCCAUCUUUGGGACUUUCAUGGGCAAAUUUAGUGACUACUAGACUUAUGAUGUCUAGAACACAGUCUUCUAGAUAUAUAGAAGUAAUGUUCAGUCCACAUACGGCUUCAACAAGUGUUCCUUUUAAAAUUACUGAACAAGGAAUUGAAUCUAACUAAAAUGCAUUGUUUAUUCAACAACAGUAAUUAUAUUUUGAAUUAUUUUCUUAUGAUCAGUCAUGAAGUAUUUUUUUUUCAUGAUAUAUAUAUAUA
This is a messenger RNA of Rhopalosiphum maidis (corn leaf aphid), 1247 nucleotides long. Its product is annotated as DNA repair protein XRCC3. Gene Ontology annotation, cellular component: replication fork; Rad51C-XRCC3 complex. The record is from RefSeq and is a predicted model, not a curated record. Bases 183 to 1154 code for a protein of 323 amino acids. Lineage: Eukaryota; Metazoa; Arthropoda; Insecta; Hemiptera; Aphididae. Gene Ontology annotation, biological process: resolution of mitotic recombination intermediates; t-circle formation; telomere maintenance via recombination. The transcript has 7 exons. Gene Ontology annotation, molecular function: ATP-dependent DNA damage sensor activity; four-way junction DNA binding; ATP binding.